CGAAAUUAAGUAGUGUUAUUUACUAUUAAACGUACCGGGACAACAUUCCCGGCGGAUCCGUUUUGGCAGCAGAUGAAAUCGACAAAAUUGUGUUUCUUUGAUUCUAUCUUUGAGGCAGAAAAGUAGCAAAAUAAGAUGAACAAAUUUCAAAAUGCUGUAUUUAUUUAAUACAAACAAUAACCAUGGACAACAUAGCAGAUCAGCAAAUUAGAGCUGCAAGAACAUUGUUCAAUCUUGCUCACUGUUAUUUGAAAACUACAAAAAUUGAUGUUGAACAAGAAAAGAAAAAUAUAGACGAUGAAAAAGAUGAAGUAACAAAAAAAGACACUCAACCUAAAAAAGAGAAAGAAGCAAAAGGAAAUAAAAGUAAAAAAAUUGUCAAAAAAAAAGAAAGAAAAAAAUGUAAUUCGGACAAUGAAUUAGAAUUAUACUUGCAAGUGCAAGUUGAUUCAAAAUACCAACAACAAAUAUGCACUGGUGUACAAAACAAAAAUUUAAAAAAUGCACAACAAAAUCCUGAAAUAGAAAUAGAAUUAAAAAUUGAAAUUCCAAAAGAACUUAAAAAUUCGUAUCUUGAAAAUGUUGACAGAGAAAAUCUUUUUGAAGAGGAAGCUAAGAAAAAAUUUAAAAAAAGUAAACAAACUGAAAAUAAACAAGAAUUAAUUAAUCAAGAAAUAAGUGAUGAUUCAGGAUUUCAAAAUAACCCAGAAAAAGAAAUAAGACUAAAACAAAAUAUAAAUAAAGAUGAUAUAAUCGUAGAUGUGGAUGGAAAAAAUAUCAAUUUUAGUAAGACAAAAAAUCAAAUACAAAAAGGUAUUGAAACCAAAUCACAAGAAAAAAAUAAUAGUGAUGUUUUACUUGAACUUGAAUUACAAGAACAGCAAAAUAAACAUGAAAAUCUAAUAGAAUCAUUGAAUAAGUCGAUCCAAAAACGGAUUGAACGGCUUAUAUGUGAAAUACCUUUAAAAGAUCAAAAAAUAAAUAAAGAACUAUGUCAAGAAAUUGAGGAACUUCAUGAAAAAUUUAAAAAACUAGAUUCGGGAAAUUUAAAUGAAAUAAAAAGAAUGAUUUUAGAAGAUGUUUCUAAUAAAGAUUAUUUACCCCUUAAAAUUAAAUAUUUUAAAAAUCUUUAUUGUUCAUUUAAUCAGGAUUUAAUACCCUUUUACAAUAAAUUAGACCAACUAAGCAAUGAUUUAACGCUAACAAGUAUACAACGAAAAUUGAAUGAAGAAUUUUUAAAAAAAUUAGAUAAUUUAUUGCUACAAAAAAAUAAUGAAGAAAUUCGGGAAGUACAUCAGCCAGUCAACAAAAACGAAUCGCAGCUAAAAAAUAUCGAUGAAAAAGAGAAGUAUAAUUAUUAUGACUUAGUUAUACAAUAUAACCAAGAAAUGUCACAAGAAUUAAAAGAACACAAACAUGUUUUUGGUAAAAAAUUAUCAGUUGACUUCUAUGAUGAUGCAGUAAAAACAUUUAUAAACAAAACAACUCAAGAUGCAUUAAAAGAAAAAAUAUGCAAGGAAGGAAUAGGUAUUAUCGAUCAAACACAAAAAGAGAGUAAUAAAAAUGUGCAUUUUCAGUUAGAAUUUUACAAAAGUAUAGAAGUUGAAGAUAAUAAUUUACAGGAAAAAAACGAAAAACAAUUAAAAAACCAUCUUGAAGGAGAAACAAACAAAGAUUUCGAAAUAAAAACCAAAGAGAUUGGAACAGAAGUACAAGAAGAUUCUGACGUGGAAAUAGAAAAUUUUGAAGAAAAAUUACAAGAUUGUUCUGAAUUUGCAAAUGAUGAAAAUUUUAAAGUAUUACAUGAAAAUACAAAAUUAAAAAUUGGGGCAUUAGAAAAACCAAUAGUAGAAGAUUCUGAAAAACAAGUACAAGAAGAUUCUGAUGUAGAUAUCGAAGGCUUUGAAGGAGAAAUACUUCAGGAGUUUCCUAAAGUUGAAAUUGAAAAUUUUGAUAAUGAAUUACAGGAAAAUUCUGAUGUGGAUAUAGAAAACGUAAGUGAAGAAGAAUUUAAUGACUUAAAUGAAGUAGUAGAAAUAGUUGAAGAUAUAGAAGUAGAAUCUAAUUAUUCUAGUUCUUCUGUAGACAAUUAUACUCCAUCGGAAAAAACAACUACUACAACAUGUGAUGAAUCCGAUCUUAAAAUUAAUCCAAAUUCUAAACUUAAACAUAGCGAAAAAGAAAAUUUAAAAAUUAUAGACGCAUCUAAUUCUACAAUAUUAGCAGAUCAUAUUAAAGAAAAACAAACAUUUUUUGAACUUAAACAUCAAUUAGAUGAAUUAUCUCAAGAAUAUAAAGCUUAUAUGCAGCAAAAAGUUUUCAAUGAAUUAGAACAAGAAAUAGAUGAUAAACAGUUGCAAGAAAUAAAAAUAUUUCCAGAUACGUUUAAUGAAAUGAACUUAAACACUAAUGAAGAUUUUCAAAAAGAAAUUGAUGAAUUACAAAGUGAACUAUCUCAAUUAGAACCAGAAUUUAUAAGUGAUGUACCAUUAAGUUUUGAUGAAGACAACUCUCGCAAAAAAUUAAAAGAAAAACCAUACAAUUUGUUCGAAAAAUUACAUUUUAUUCAUAGACAACAAUUAUGUAAAUUUGCCAAUUCCAAAGAGUGGCCAGAGAAUUGUUUUCAACCAUCGAGUUUACUGGACGUUUUAUUUGAUGACCCUACUGAAUUCAAACCAAACGUGUUGGUGCUUAUAUUACACUCUAUAGACAAAGGUUAUUCAAUAAAAAUUAACACAGACAAGAACUCGAAAUCACCGAAAGAAUAUUUUUUCAAUUAUUUUAAGGAUACAAUAUUAGAAUACAUGGAAAAUGAACACUUACCACCAGAUUUGUUGGAUUUAUUAGAUAGCGCUGAGCCCAGAUUGUUUUAUUCUGGUUGUGUUAUAGCAGAAAUUCAUGAUCAGGUCGAUGAGGUUCCAGGCCGGGUGUAUAGGCUAUUAUUGCGUCCUUUCAAUAUGUCCAUUCAGAGUGAUAUAAACCGUAUAAUUGCUAAAAAUAGCCAUCCCACUAACACUAAUUAUUGGUCAUAUAAAAAAAGACUAAAGCUAGAAAGUAUAUUGCUUAAAAAAUCUUAUCCAGUUAUGUGUAUGGAUUCAUCACCUAUUACUGGUCUAGUAGUUAAUUUACAACAUCAAAUGUUAAGUUGUCGUACUAUAGUACUAAAUCCACUUAAGAGGAGAAAUAACUGUUCAAAUCAAAAACCAUUGAAAACAGAUUUGCACAAUGAAUCUAAUGACAACAUAAGUACAUCAAUGUUGUCAAAUGAACCGCAAAAAGAAUCUUCAAAAUUAAUGAAUACUGAAAACAUGAAUUCAAACUAUAUCUUAUGGAAAUUUGAUUUUCGUGUAAAAUCAUUAAACCUUUUAAAAUUGUUUAUAAUAGUUAUAACAGAAACUCUAGAAUUGUCUUUGUUGUUAUGUACAAAUUCAAAGGUCGAUUCUAUUAAAAAAAUGCGGUUUAAAAUACUACUUAAACAAAAUGAAUUGAAAACUUAUAUUAAUAUAAUGCUAGAAAUUCUUCGACAAAAAAUUUGCCCUGAUAUAGAAGUGGUUCGGAGAUAUAAAUGUCGAGAUAAUUCAGCUCCUCUUUCAAUAAGAAAUGUUCCAUCUCUGUUUAAUAAUAAUAUUUAUAAAGCCAGUCAUGCAGAUAUUAGUCAGUUGAUAGAUAUAUUUAUAAAUAAUACACAUAUUAAAUAUAUACCUAUAAAUAAUAUGUUAAAAAAUAUGUUUGAACAUAAUAGUGAAAUGAAUAAAUUUGAAUCUGAAAAAAGUGAUUUAUCAUUUAAGGAAGAUAAAUUGGCUGCUGAUACUUAUAAGACUGCUGAAACAAAAGAGAAUUCUAGAGAUUUAGAAAUUAAAAAUAGUAUGCAGUUUUGUGCAACAAAAAAGUUAUCUACAAGUUCAAAAAAAUUUUUAGAUUUAUCAAAAACUGAUUUAAUAGACAAAAUGAUAAAUAUAUUACCAUUAAAAACUCAAAUUAUACCAAAAAACAUUUUAUUGGAUGAUAAUACUAUAUGUUUGUCAAAAGAAAUGACGAUCAAUAUAAAUAGAGACUCUUCUCUUAAACCAUCUAUAAAACGGCCAACACUUGAUUUAUCUAAAUUGGAUUCAAUAGACAAAAUAGCUGAUUUUUCAUCAUUACAAACUCGAACCAUAUCAAAAGGCAUUUUAUUGGAUGAUGAUACAUCUUUGUUGAAAGAAACGUCAACCACCAUAGAGACAGACUCUUCUUUUGAACCAUCAUUAAUAAUGCCAAUACAUGGAAUUUCAAAAAAUGAUAAUUUUUCAGAUCUAGUCCAAGAAAAAAUAUUAUCAGUAUCAAGUAAUACUAUGAGUCCAGUUUUUAGUUUUACUACAACUACUAAACCAUUUGAAUCAAGCCCCGUAGUUGUGUUAUCAAGUUUAUCAAAAAUUAAUUCACUAGUUACGAGUAUUAAAACUUACAUGUUACCGAUUGAGUCAUCAAGUUUGAGUUAUAUAGCAAAAUCUGAAAGCAUGUCUUUACAAACUGAUGAAAAUUUACUAACAUUUACUGAUGAUUGUGAUAUUUAUACCAAUAUUAAAUUAUUACCAGUUAUGGAACCAGAGGAUUUGAUCCAUUUGACGAGAGUAGAUGAUAUUGCAGUAAAUAUGUUUUAUGGUAUAAAUCCAGUAACAUCCACAACAUGUAAUGAUGAUACCAUCAUAAUGAGCCAAAAUGAAAAUAUAGUCGAAAACAUUUCAGUUAUGAAACAUACAAACGAAAAUGAAGUUGAUUUAUUUGAAAUAUUAGAAGACAAAUACAUGUUAAGAUGUCUUCAAUUAUUUCAUCAAAAACCAACACUGCCAGAUAUAUCUAUUCUGCAUAAUACACAGAAAAAUGAAGAUAAAUUUCCAGAUACAUAA
Melanaphis sacchari is the source of this 4886-nucleotide messenger RNA. RefSeq lists its product as uncharacterized. The transcript has 15 exons. The coding region runs from base 183 to 4886 and encodes 1567 amino acids. Gene Ontology annotation, biological process: regulation of transcription by RNA polymerase II. Gene Ontology annotation, molecular function: transcription coregulator activity. Gene Ontology annotation, cellular component: SAGA complex. Lineage: Eukaryota; Metazoa; Arthropoda; Insecta; Hemiptera; Aphididae. The record is from RefSeq and is a predicted model, not a curated record.